AUGGAUGACUUCUUUGCCCAGAUUGAGGAGAUUCGGGUGAACAUUGACAAGAUCUCAGAAAGUGUAAAUGAGACCAAGAAACUGCACAGCGUCAUCCUAUCGGCGCCUCUUCCUGAGCAGAAAACAAAGGAUGAGCUGGAAAACUUAACCCUGGAGAUCAAGAAAGCGGCAAAUAAUGUCCGGUCCCGUUUAAAGGCCAUGGAGCAGACUAUAGAACAAGAGGAAGGGCAGUCUUCAGCCGACCUUCGAAUACGAAAGUCCCAGCACUCCGUCCUGUCGCGGAAGUUUGUGGACGUUAUGACCAAGUACAAUGAAGCUCAGGUGGACUUCAGAGAGCGAAGUAAAGGAAGGAUCCAGAGGCAGCUGGAGAUCACUGGCAAAAACACAACAGACGAUGAAUUGGAGGAAAUGCUGGAGAGCGGAAACCCCAACAUCUUCACCUCUGGGAUAAUUAAUGACUCGCAGAUUUCACGCCAAGCUCUGAGUGAAAUUGAAUCUCGUCAUCGGGACAUCGUACGGCUAGAAAGCAGUCUGAAGGAGCUCCAUGACAUGUUCAUGGAUAUCGCCAUGCUGGUUGAGAACCAGGGGGAGGUGACUGAUAACAUAGAGAUCAAUGUCAUGAAGUCAGUGGAACAUGUAGAGAAAGCUCGAGAAGAGACAACCAAAGCUGUGAAAUACCAGAGCAAAGCGCGCAAGGUGAGGGUGGGAAGACCAAUAGACAAUAAUGCAACUGACCGACUUUAG
Staurois parvus is the source of this 744-nucleotide messenger RNA. Lineage: Eukaryota; Metazoa; Chordata; Amphibia; Anura; Ranidae. The record is from the annotation of a GenBank genome assembly.